UAUUCCCUGGUACUCUUAGUAGGAGUUAUCGAUUCUGUUACACUCAAAGACCCACCCAGAGCAAUCCUAAUUGCGGUGGUAUUUCUUUUUAUAUCUAUAAUUUCUCUAAUCAUCAUCACAGUUAAUACAAUGUUUCUAUCUGAUGGCAGAGUGUCAGUGUCUAGUUAAUUUGUCAAUGAAUUUCUGAUUGUUCAGAUUAUUGGGAUAAUUGUGCGGAUUAGCAUUUAUAUAAAUGAGAAAGGAUCGAGUAAUCAUCUUUUUUCAUACUUAUUUAGUUUUUCCCGGCUUAAGACAGCUAAGGAUAAGCUCCAUAAGUAAGGGUGGAGAGAUAGUUGCAGGUAAAAUAGGUGGCGCAUGGGCUGUGGCCGGGUAAAAGUUCCUACUGGGAAGGAGUUCUGGUUUUAGGCGUCCACCAUUUUUAAAGGGACUGUUCAGUAGCCGAUGAACCGCGCUAGUGCGAGGCUCAUAGCGGGAGAGUGAGGUGAACUUGAGUGCCUGAUAGGAAGAACAUCAUUGCCUUUGGGUAUUAUUUGAGAACUCGGCAAAUCGCCUGAGUCUGUGACGAAAAUAAGGUCUCUCAGGAUGAGGGUGGCCUGAAGACGAGGACGACGCGGAUUCUAACUUAUACGACGUAUUCGGGCCACACAGCUUAAUCGAAAUAGGACUAUUGAGAACGAGCGAGAGCCAUUGAUAUAUAAACAUGUCCAGUGCGCCGCAAAUGUCUAGCGGGCUUAGCAAGCUUAAGAAAAAACACUUUCGUGUUAAGCAUCAGAAAGUCAAGCUCUUUCGUGCAAACGAACCUCUUUUGAGCGUCUUCAUGUGGGGUGUCAACCACACGAUAAACGAACUCAGUCACGUCAACAUACCAGUGAUGCUGUUACCUGAUGACUUUAGGGCAUACAGUAAAUUAAAAGUAGACAAUCACCUGUUCAAUAAAGAGAACAUGCCGUCUCACUUCAAAAUCAAGGAAUAUUGUCCAUUGGUCUUCAGGAAUUUACGCGAGAGAUUUGGAAUCGAUGAUCAGGAUUACAAGGAGUCUAUGACAAGAUGUCGGACGUUUAAUCCUUCGCAAGCUAAACGGCAUAAGGAUUUGGCAGCGAUCACUGGAAGGAGUCGUCAGUUGGUUCGACGCUCUGCUACCGUUCCUUCAAUAACCUUAUCCGAUCCUCCUGCCGUUUCGCGAGUUCCUGUCCUUAAUAAGCCACGGCGCACCUACAGUUUUAAGCCCAAGCGAUUGAGAUCUCAACCAAUAUUAGAUGACUCCUCAGGAAAGAGUUGCGCCAAGUUUUAUCAAUCCUAUGAUAAACUAUUCAUCAUAAAGACCUUGACUAGCGAGGAGGUGGAGAGAAUGCACUCCUUUUUGAAACAUUACCAUCCGUAUAUUGUGGAGCGACAUGGAAAGACCUUGUUACCUCAAUAUCUGGGAAUGUACCGUCUCACUGUGGAUGGAGUUGAGCACUACGUAGUUGCCAGUAGAAAUGUAUUUUCAAAUCAUCUUACUACACACAAGAAGUUCGACCUCAAGGGUUCGACUGUGGACAGAGAAGCUUCAGAUAAGGAAAAAGAGAAGGAUCUCCCAACCUACAAAGAUAAUGAUUUUGUCAAGGAGGGUACAAAAAUCUAUAUCGGAGAGGAAGCCAAAGCUAAGCUUAUUGAGACAUUGACUGCAGACGUGGACUUUCUUACACGACUGCAUCUUAUGGAUUAUUCUCUGCUUCUUGGCUUGCACGACUGUGCAAGGGCCGAACAGGAAAACAGAGAACGUGCUGAAAGAGAAGAAGAUGAAGACAACCAUGAUGACGAAGAUGACAGUGAAUCUGGAAGUGGUCUAGAUACUCGUGGACCAAUGGGAGAUCGAGUGUGGGGUUGGAGCGGCGUCGGAGUGAUGGCUACUCCACCAGAAUCUCCACAUGCAGCUUUGAUGCGCGAUGCCAGUCUCCAGUAUGAAGAUGCUAUAAUACCUGAACUAGACAUAUACGCCAUACCAAGUUCAGAAGGUGCACCUACGAAGGAAAUCUACUUCCUAGCAAUUAUCGAUGUCUUGACGCAUUACGGAGUGCGCAAGCAGGCAGCUAAAGCAGCCAAAACUGUUAAGUACGGCGCGAACGUUGACGGGAUAUCAACCUGCGAUCCGGAACAAUAUGGCAAACGAUUCAUAGAGUUUAUGAGCAAAGCGAUAGAGUAGAAGUCGUGAGUAUAAGAGUGUGUGUGAACGAAAGAGAGAGCGUCAAACUGAAAGAAUGAUAAUGGGAUAAUGAUAAUCAGAAGAAUGUACGAAUGAGAGAGAUAGAGAUAUUUGAAGAAAGAGUAGAAAAGAAGUGGAAGCCGCUGUCAAAUCGUCCGAUAAUCGGCAGCGUCGCGACGUAUACUCGGCUCGUGAUCUUCGUUCUCUUCUAUCUUAUUAACCCCUGAUUUCAUAUUCACCCCUUAUCCCCUAACUCGUCUUCUACGCCGCGAGAAAAGUUGACUUAACGUUACUUCUAACAAAUGCCAGGAAUUCAUUAUUCCACCAGGGGACACGUAUAGGUGGUUUUGAUGCAUCGACUCUAUUCACUGAUUGUUGAUUUGACUUAGUGAUUUCAUGUUUUCUUUUUUCUCUCGUUUUGGCAGUCAGACGAUUAAGCUGACUUGCUCGCCUGCGAAUUUCUCAUACGAUGAGGACGACGCACAUUAUAUAUUUUUUUUCAUUGAUUUAUACAAUACGUGUAUAUAUAUUAUUAUUAUUAUUAUUUAUGAAAGAUAUUCUUAGAUGAUAUAUGUACACGAGAAGUAUUCACAAGGUGCGUAUGUCUGGACGUCAUCUACUCGCGACGCGUAAGCUCAAGACUUUUUUAUAUUAUGUAAGUAUCACGAUGUUCUCUGCACUUUCGAACAACAGCAUACCGCGACAAUGGAAAAUACAACUAUUGGCUUAAUAGAAUGAAAAGGAGAAUACCAUAAGGGUAUAAAAUAAAUGUAUCAAGUUAUUAGCGGGCAGGAAUAUUUUUGCUGAAAGCAAAGGAGAAAGGUCGUAUGUUUCCACAAACUAUAAACUGUGACGAGUCGUUGCAUUGCGCUUUUUUACACAAUCUUUACACGCCAAUGUAGGAGAUUUUUGUCUGUAUAUCGAGGAUGCGAAGGUGGAAAAGGAAAUAGCGAGUGCAUUGUCAAAAAAAAAUUCUCAGCUAAACUCUUUUGGCACUUUCUUUUUACUGUCACUUUUUUGCGCGUACUGUUAUGCUGCACCUAUGGACCAGCUUGGCAUGUAUUUGUGCAUAAAUAUAUGGAGAGAGAAAGAGAAUAGAAAGAAAGUAGUUGAGAGAGACGAGAAAAAUAUUUCUGUUGAUAACUGAUGUCCGUUUUCUUUUUCCUAACGAGACAAAGAAUCACGGAUUGAUUUAUAAUCGAUGAAAUUCAACUGAAGAAGUAUAAUAUAAUAUAUAAUAUAUGUGCAAAUGUUACUGUUUAAGAGCUGACCUAUGCAGACGAGGAACGAAAUAAAAAUAAAUGUAACAAUUUGUAAA
Molecule: messenger RNA, 3503 nt
Organism: Cephus cinctus (wheat stem sawfly)
Lineage: Eukaryota; Metazoa; Arthropoda; Insecta; Hymenoptera; Cephidae
Gene: PIP4K
Product: phosphatidylinositol 5-phosphate 4-kinase type-2 alpha
Exons: 9
Coding region: 701-2185 (494 amino acids)
Biological process (GO): phosphatidylinositol metabolic process
Molecular function (GO): phosphatidylinositol kinase activity
Source: RefSeq, a predicted model, not a curated record